CAGAACUUUCAACACGUUACAUAUGUCCCAUGUAUGUAGACAUUUAGGCUUGCUGUUAUGAUGGGAAAACAAGUGAUUUCAUUCCUUCUGGUUAUAGUGCUUCACUCUGCAUUAAGGAUAACUCACGUGAAAGGUCAGUUGUGGCUACAAGGUUCCUCUGCUGUCAGGAAUGAGACCUUUCAGUUGUUAUGUGUCGUCGAAGGUAGUUACUCCUUACAAGGUAGAAUGUCGUUCCGAAAAGCAAACGGAAUGAGAUUUUACAAUGUGUGUAAUGUCAAUGCUAGUACCUGCAGAGAAAUCAGCACUCUACUUCCUCGGUACACCUGUGGGUGUAUGAGUGGACAAACGCAGGGGUUUUACAUGAAUAUCACAUCAGCCAUUACACAGGAUGAGGGUACCUGGAUGUGUCAGUGCUGCGGUACAUACAGUAACUCCAUAAGCCUGGAUGUUUUAUAUGGGCCAGGUAUUACCUCUGUCCCCACAAACACACAAGUAAUAGAGAACGCCAGUCCUGAUAUAGACUGCAGCAGUAACAUCACAUCCGGCAACUCCCCAAGAACGACAAGCUAUAGGUGGACAGGUCCAGGAGGGUACAGCAAGGAUGGGGCUGUACUAGACAGGCUUGUCAACAGGAACCAGGGAGGGAUGUACACCUGUACUGCCACCAACACUGCAGGACUGUCAGACACAGCUCAGGUCAAUGUGACGGUUCAGUACGCCCCAGCAAUUACCAGCGUACCUACCAACCAGAACGUGACAGAGAACGCUAGACCUGACAUAGACUGCAGCAGUAACAUCACAUCCGGCAACCCUUCAACAACGACAAGCUACAGGUGGACAGGUCCAGGAGGGUACAGCAAGGAUGGGGCUGUACUGGACAGGCUUGUCAACAGGAACCAGGGAGGGAUGUACACCUGUACUGCCACCAACACAGCAGGACUGUCAGACACAGCCCCGGUCAACAUCAAUGUGCAGUAUGGGCCAAGUAUUACCUCUGUUCCGACAAAGAAACAAGUGAUAGAGAACUCCAGUCCUGAUAUAGACUGCAGCAGUAACAUCACAUCCGGCAACCCCCCAACAACACGCUACAGGCGGACAGGUCCAGGAGGGUACAGCGAGGAUGGGGCUGUACUAGACAGGCUCGUCAACAGGAACCAGGGAGGGAUGUACACCUGUACUGCCACCAACAAUGCAGGACUGUCGGAUAUGGCCAAGGUCGACAUCGAUGUACAGUAUCGUCCACAACGAGAUAUGCAGAAGGAUUUUUGUCCAACAAUAAUUCGACAAAUCAACGACACAGCUGCCAUGAUGGCUACAGCUGCAUCCAACCCGUUGCCACAUUUCACCUGGUGGAGAUAUGAUAGCGGGCACCUGGAGAAUAUAGACGAUGCUACUGACUACACUGUAUUCAGCUCAGACUUACAGACAGUCCUUAUUGUCAGGAUUGUACACUCCAAGGACUACGGGACAUAUGCACUGUGGAUGAAUAACUCUUUUGGGGAAAGUAUACUGCUUUACAGACUUUCACCAGCAAGCAGUGCUACUGGUCAGUCACAACCAGAUCGACUUGGACGAGGGAUUGGAAUUGGAGUUGGAGUUUUGCUGCCUGUGGUACUUGUCUUAGUUGUUAUCAUUGUAUUGAUGUGGCGACGAAACCAUGAACACAUUGAAACGGUUAACAAAGAUCAAACAGAAACCAUCGAAAUAGAGUCACAAGGACACAGCACACCAAACCAAGAUGGAGCCUAUGCAAGCCUUGAUGAGCAUGCCCCUCAGAAUAACGAAUAUGAGAAAUUGGACAUGGCAAACAGCGAUAAAGAGCCGGUUGGUAUGGUUAAAAAGGAAUCCGUCUACCAAAAUCAAGGGGCCGGUGGAGUUUGCGAAGAUUAUGAAGGUGGAAAAGAGACAGCGGAACAAGAAUGACUACCAAGUUCCCAGCUUAUCAUGUCAAACAAUCAGGUCGUGACUGCGUUUCAAGCUACAUAAGUGCUAAUGAGGGUGCGUCUUUCCAGUACUAAGCUACAUAUGCAACGACCCGGUUGUGACUAACCAGUUCCAAUAUACAUAUGUAGCAAUCAGUGUCUGAAAACCAAGUUCCUAGCUACAUAAGUAACAAUGGGAGCGUGACUACCAAGUUUCAAGUUUCAUAUGUGACGAUCAGGGGGAUGACUACCAAGUUCAAGGCCAGUAAAAUGCGGGUUAGGUCUUCAGCAACCAAUGCUUGUCUGAAGAGGCAACUAACUGUGUCGGUUGGUCAGACUCGCUGAUUUGGUUGAUGCAUGUCAUCGUAUCCCAAUUGUGUGGAUCGACGCUCAUGGUGCCAAUGACUGGAUGGUCUUGUUCAGACUCAAUUAUUUACCGCCAUCAUAUAGCUGGAAUAUUGCUGAGUGCUGCGUUAUACAACAGACAAACAAAUAAACCAAGUUUCAAGCCACAUAUGUAACGAUCCGGGUGUGAGAUGGAAGUAGAUUAAUCUUCGUCAAUCUGGGACCUGUUAAUCAGGAACAACGUCUGUAUAUAAUUAGUCGUUACCCAUAGUUCGUUAACCAAGUAAUCUGGACAUUUGUAAAUCCGGACAAUUUCAGUGGAACCGGUACCGUCCGGAUUAAUAAGUCUGAGUGUACACAUUGUCACAUGUAUAUUCUGUAAUCUGUGACUGCCUCCGCGGAUAGUAUGUAUCUUUCCAUUGUAUAUAGUUAUUGUUUCUAUUAUUUAACAGUACCUCAUAUAUUUCCACAGUAUAUAUUGUUCCUAUAUUCUAACAGUACUUUGUAUCUUUCCAGUGUGUAUAUUGUUUCUAUUAUC
Molecule: messenger RNA, 2805 nt
Organism: Haliotis rufescens (red abalone)
Lineage: Eukaryota; Metazoa; Mollusca; Gastropoda; Lepetellida; Haliotidae
Product: hemicentin-1-like
Exons: 12
Coding region: 58-1923 (621 amino acids)
Biological process (GO): cell-cell adhesion
Cellular component (GO): cell-cell junction
Molecular function (GO): cell adhesion molecule binding
Source: RefSeq, a predicted model, not a curated record